Drosophila santomea is the source of this 9382-nucleotide messenger RNA. It is a transcript of the gene Doa, whose product is annotated as serine/threonine-protein kinase Doa. Gene Ontology annotation, cellular component: nucleus. Gene Ontology annotation, molecular function: ATP binding; protein kinase activity. NCBI's taxonomy places the organism in Eukaryota, Metazoa, Arthropoda, Insecta, Diptera, Drosophilidae. The coding region runs from base 2312 to 8506 and encodes 2064 amino acids. Gene Ontology annotation, biological process: protein phosphorylation. The record is from RefSeq and is a predicted model, not a curated record. The transcript has 11 exons.
AACUACAUAUUGUCGUCGCUCCGUCUUCGUCGUGUAACGGUACGGUACGGCUACCACGGGGAUCCCCCGCACACUCGCUGUCUCUCUCUACCCGGCCAGAUCCCCCCUCCGAUCUAUAGAGAUAUAGAUCGAUCGUCUUCUUUCGCGCACUUUGUUUAUCACUGUGUGUGUGUGUGGUGUGUGUGCGUUUCUUGUGUUUUUUUGAAUCUUCUUUUUUCUUGUAUUUGGCUGAGAAACACCAAAUAAUCGAAUAGAACAAUAAUUAGAGGUACAUACGGGGCGUAUGUGCAAUAUAGAAACGCAUUUCGGAACGAUAGGAACGAUAGGUAGAACAAUUGCUGGGCACCGUGACAUAAUCAAGCGAAGGAACAAAAAACAACCCAAAAAACUUAGAACAUUUAAGUGUUUUAAAAAUAAAACAGUAGAACAGAGCGGCAAGAACAAAAUUGUCGAAAGCGAAAAAAACAUCAAACAAAACACAGAGUGUUGAAAAAAAAAGUGCGCGAUAUUCGUCGGACUGAAUUUGUUUAAACAAUACCGCGAUGCAAGAUACCAGAGCCAAACUGUUUUAUUGACCCCCCUGCCAACGGUGGCGAGUUUAUAAUUUGGAACAAUAUCAAGUGGGAUAACAUCCAGCCAGAUGAGCAGCUGUGAAACGUCCAAAACGCUGAUAGUGAACUUUGCACUUCUCCAUCAAGUUUGCAAUUAGCGAGGAAAGAUACUUUUAAUAGGAAAGCGGAUGGAUGGAGGAGACUAAUGCAACAUUCACUCAAUCGAGUACACAGAUAGAAAUGAAGACAGUGCAUGAUCAUUUUGGAACUAAUGAAAGAUAUUGAACAUAUCUGCAAACCUUAUUCGUAAACUAUUUUCCAAAAUGAAUGGUCAAGAAGUGCAUACUAUAGUGUUUUUGGAUACUAUAGUGAAUAUUUUUGCUGUGUACUCGGAGGUGAAGGCGAGGAAGACAACGCAGCGGCCAAGCAAAUCAAAACAAAAACUCAAAACUAAGAAAUGGAGCACACACGUGUGCGUCCGUUAGUGUGUGUGUGUGUGCCACAUAGAUACAAACUAUAUAUCUAUAUGUGCGCCACAGAUCGGCGGGGAUUAUUCAUCACGCUGCCACAUCAUCAUCAUGUUGAUCUCCGCCGCUCCGGCGUCUUCUUCUGCUGCCCUCCACCUCCAUCCUUCACUUUCCGCUUAGCUGGCGUUUUGUAUAAUUUUCGAAUGCUAUUUUUGUAAGGCUUGCAUUUAUAUUUAGUUGCCACAACAAACUUAUAGCGAAAAUCCAAGACACAAACUUGUACAUGAUACAAUUUUGGCCAUAUGAUGAUGCCAACCAAAAUAAAAGUCAACUGGGGUGGAAAACUUUUCCCCCUUAAAUUUUCCAACUCGCAUGUUUGUGCUUUCGGUACAGUGAAAGCUAAGCCAGAGCUCAGCUAAGAUCAGAAGAUUAAUGUAAAACCAAAUCAAAUUAAAAAUCCAAUCAGUCGAAUGUAAUUAUCGGAGAUCAGAGAUCUCCGCAUCUACCAAAUGAACGCUGCCCGUUCAAUUUGCAUGGCUGACCGAGGUUUCACUGUACUGGCACUAGCGUCACACGUACUGUGUACUAGGUAUAACGUCGUCCAUUUGUUAAAAAUAAAAACAGAUUUCGAACUGAACACAGAAUGGCAGGGAAAGAUGCCCAAUGAACCCCACCGAGAUAUCACACAUAGGCCGAAUCGCCGAUCUCUCCAGGGAUAUUCCUCACAUAUUCCUCACAUCGCAAUAGAUCUAGGGCAAGGUGCAGGUCUUUUGGCAAGAAUCGCAAAGGGGUAAGGGGGUUUGCUUUUUGAUGAGGCGGCGCCGCAAUCAAUGAGCUCAUUGCUGUUUACGAUUUGUAAUUUGUAUAUGCCUCUGCUCUCUAUAUACCAAAACAAAUUGGGGGUGCUAUACUGGCUUGUACCCACAUAUAUGUCGGAUGUAUAUGGGCGCCAAAGAGGAACAGUCAGUCUUUGGUCGAACGGCGACCAUUGAUACAAUUAGUAAGUCAAGUCGUCGGGCAUUUGCCAAAAUGCCAAUGAGACAUUGACAUUGAGCGUGCGAUCGAUUGUUCCGAUCCGAUCUGAUCCGAAUAGAACCAAUACGAACUAAUACGAUGUUGCGCAGGUUUCCUUUGGGGCCAACAUUGGCAGCCUCGCGAGUCUUGCCCAGCUAGUCGAACCCAACGCAAUUCGAGGGAACCGCCAGUGCAUUAUUAGAUAAUCGAGUACUUUUUCCCCUUGGGAUCCAGCAAGAAAACUGACAAUCAACCGGAGAGAUCACCACACCCAUUGGAAUGUCCAACGAAUUUAGCGAACUGAUCGCCCUUGGCUGUCCAGACCUUGCGGCACAAAAGCCGCAGGGCAGCAGCACCCAGGUGGAGUUGAUCCUCAACACUGAGCGUCGCCUGAGCAUAAAGCAGAUGACGGCCACCGAUUUGGCCACCCUAAGGGCAACAGCAGCCGCGGAAGCGGAGGCCAGAUCGCGAGCACAGGCGGAGGCGGAAGCUCGGGCAAUAGCCCAGGAACAAUUGCGUCAGGCCCGCGAGGCUGAGUCCAAGGCCAGAGCACGUGCUGCCCUCGAGGUGCAGGCCCAGCUGCAGCGGGUGAUGGAGAGCGAGAAGCGCAGGCAACAGGAAGAUGAGGAACGGCGCAGCAGGCAACAGGCAGAGGAGGAGCAGGAGGAUGAUGAGGACGAAGAAGAGGAACUGGCCAAGGGUUCCCUUCCAACCAAUUUAGGCCCAAGAGAACGCGUUGCCUCGUUACCCUGCAACGUAGAUGAUGCCAUGGAGAUGCACCUUCUUAGCGUUUCGCAGCCGAAGGCCUCAUCCAAGGAUGAUUCACCGCCCAAGAAGAGCACCUCUCACAUAGCAGACUCCAUUGAGCUGCUGAGAAUGCAGCGAGCUGCUCGCGAUGCCCGAUCCCACAAUCGCACUCGAGAGCGUUCCAUAUCGCCAGAACGUAACCACGAAAGGAGCGCUGCACCAGAUCGCCUCCAGAGCUCCGUUAGCAUGAGCAGUUUGGACUCGGCCAGCGUCAGUGCAUCGGCAUCCAGACAGCCCAGCAAGGCAGACAGUCGACGUGGAAGCACCACGAGUGCUACCGGUGUGGAACCACCACUUAUGGCAGCACCUCCUUCCCAGCCUACCAAAUUCCCACUUACCAAGACAGUGUCAGCGCCCAAUAUGAAUCGCAGGCGGAGCAGUCUGACUUCGCUCUUCCCUGGGCCAUCGCCUUUGGUGGCACCCGAACCAUCUCUGCACACGAAUCCCGAUCCAAAGGUUCAAGAACAGCUAGAAGAGGAUCGUCGUCGCCGGCGAAUGGACGAUGGUUACCGUGAGAUACCUAGUGGAAAAAUGGUGCAUCGAACGAAGACACCGCCGCCAGUGGGCACAAACCUCGGUGUGAGCCUCAAACGGGUGACGGCGCCCAGUGGAUCGAUAGCCAUCAAGCCCAAGGAGUCGCCCAUGCUUGGAGUCGUUUUGCGUAGAGUGGAGAAGAAAGCUGUACCGCAAAAGAGCAUUCUUGAUGACGACAAACCACUGUACCACUUCUCCAUUGUGCGCAGCGACCACAAGGAACACGUGCCUGCUCAGAAGCCCAAACCCAAGCCUGCUCCUCCAGCUGUAAAGCCAAGUCCCGGUGGCAUCCUCACUGGACCCCAAGUAAUUCGAACCGCUCCCAAGCAACCUGUGCCCGCCAAGCCACAGCGCCCUAUGCCCGGCGUACCCAUCACAAUUACCAAGAUCGAGGGCGACAAGAUCAUCAUCAUCAAGAAGAUCAUUGUGCCGAAGAACAGUAAGAUACCGGAGCAGUAUCUGCAGAUGAGUGAAGAUGCCGACAAGCCAGCAAAUACAGUGCCCUCAGCAGUUUCCUCCUCCGCCGCCCCAUCGCCAAGUCUAAGAUUAAGAGAGGAAUCCCAGCCAGCGAUGCAGAAACCAACGCCGCCGCCGGCCAGUGGCCAGCAGUUCUUCCAAGUGGUCUCGCCGCAGUUCGCCUCGGUGCUGUCGUCCACCAUACCGGAGAGCAAGUGCGCGGUGCGUUCUCCGAUAUCCUCGCCACUAGCAAUUCGGAAGAGUCGGCCACCUCUGCUGCCGGCGAGUCCGAAAUCCACGCCUCCACUACCGAGGAAACAUCAUCCUCUUGCCUACAAUGCGGCAACGGGAACAAUCAGCAGUGCCUCUGGAGCAGCGUUGCCUUCCCGGCUAAUGGCCACCAUUGCCUCGAGUCCGGCUUCGAGUAUAUCGCUGUCCUCUUGUAGUUCCCCAUCUUCAUCACCACCACCGCCAGUACCAUGUCGUGCUCCAAAGAAUGCCAGUAAACCCGUUGCUGCUGCUGCUGCUGCUCCACUUCCGUCCACCUCAAACGAAAUCAGUUUGGACAAGUUGCUGCAACAGCAGCAGGAGCUGGAGGAGAAAUCCGCGGCAGCCACAAACAGCGCUAAAAUGGAUGCAAACUUCUACGAUGCCGAGAUCGAGAUGAUGAACAAGUAUCUCAAAAGCCUGCCUGACUACAGCGAACUGGACAGAAAGCUGCACCAGGAGUUUCAGGAGUGCGAAGAUCUCUACGACAAGAUCAAGCGUCAGCAGCAGCCGCUGGCCAAGUCCAAUUCGCAGCAAUCGGUCACGAAGGCCGUAGGACCAGGAGUGCCGGCCAUCUCCUCCGGCCUAUCCAAGUCUUCGUCAAUUAACUUUGCCCAGAAUCCCAGCAGUCGUGGAGCUGCACCGCGUUUGGCAUAUCCCUCGAUAUUUUCACAGGCUGGAGGCGAACCCAAGCUGCAGCGCAGCAUUUCAAGUUCUAAUAUGCCUUUAAGUGCGCCUACGCCAAUGCGUCCGCUGCCCACCAAGAAUGGACUGCAAAGUGGCUCCAAUCUGUCCCUUAACAAACAGUUGAUGAACGAAUUCUGGAGCGAGAAUCUUACCAGUUCGCAAAAGCGGCAAACGCCCAAGCGCACCUUUUGGAACUACGAGAAGAUCUGCGGUGCCCAGUUGGGCGAUGCAGGGCAACCCUUUAAGGUGGAUGCAAAGACUGCCAAGAAAUUGGCUAUAUUUGAUCCCACUGUUGCGGAGGCUGCUCAGAAGGAACUGCAGCGACCACAGCAAUCACAGGUGCCACAAAAUCAUCCCCACAAACUGCAGAAGAAUGCCUCGUUGUCGCACCUGGAUCUGAAGGUGCGUCAGGCGGUGACCAAGGACGAUCUCUACAAGCUCAUCUGCAACGAGCAAUCGCCGUUGGCUGGAUCGAAUUUUGUGAGUAGAGUGCCGGUGAAGCAACAACUCCCAGCACAGCAGCAACAGGUGCUUCCAAAGAGCAUGUCCAUGACGCAUGUGCCGGGUGGUGGUCAACCCAUGGGAGCGCCAUUGCUGCGAACUUCUAGUCGCACUCAUAUACCCUGCUAUAUGAAAAAUCUACCCUCAUUGAGCAGGAGCACAUCGAACUCUGCGAUACUCAUGAGCCAACCGCGCAAGGAACCUCCACCAAAGGAACCACUGAAAGCUCCAGCACCACUUCCUGCCCUAGCUGCUGCUCCACCGACUGUGAGCAAACCGAGUGGUGUCUUGAAGAGCUCCAGCAGUUCCUGUGUCCCAUCACCGCGUUGUGCCGCAGCCUUCUUUCGCCGACCGCAGGAAGCAAACAAUCCCCAGCAGCAACAUCAUCAGCCACUGCAGAAGCCGCAACAAGUGGCGCCCAUCGAGGAAUCCGGACCUGGGGAUUCCGCAUCUCUGGAACGCAAAUCGGAGAAGAGCAACAGCACGAUAAGCACAAGCAGCUUUACGGUGACCAACUGUUGCACCACCCACCUGCCGCAGCUCUCCAAGUUCACCUCAUCGUUCCAUAUUGCCCCCACCACAGCAACAACCACAGCCGCAACAACAACACCGACCCCAACAGCAGCAGCAACAACAAGCGAUCAGCAGCAGCAGCAACAACAACAGAGUGGCGCAGUAGCAGCGAUGCCAUCUGUAUCUGCCCAGUUGGAGGUGCCAACAUCGUCAUCGUCGUCAGCGGCCACAAAGCGGCAGAAAGAUGUUGACAACAAGCUAGAAAAAUGCUUGAACGACAUGCUAAAGUUGAAGACCAGCGGUAACAGCAACAGCACUAGUAUCAACAAUAAUAAUGCAAUCAUGUCGCAGUCGCUGACGGGAGAGCACAAAGACCCGAAGACUGCACUCGAAGGCCCCACGAGCAGCAGCAGCAGCAAGUACGUCGGUGAAUCUCAGAUCCCCGUGCCAGUUCAGCUCUACGAUCCGCAGAAGCCGUUGCUGCAGCAACAGCAGCAGCAACAAAGGAUCUGCUAUCCCAUAGGCAAAUCUAACUCUACCUCUCAGCUGCCCAUGGGCGGCUACCAGAGAUUGCUGCAACAACAGCAGCAGCAUCAACAUCACCAACAGCAACCGCAGCAACAACAUCAGGAACAGCAGCAGUAUCCGCAGCACAAGCGACCCUUCCUCAACUGGAAUAGCUUUGCAUGUUCCGCCAUGAACGGAGCAAGUGAUCCCUUCAUGCAGCAGCAACACAUGCCUGCCCACCAGCAACAGCAACAUCUGCCACACAAGCUGCAGCAGUCCUACUCCUCGUCGCAUUUGCCCAAACAGGCGCCCAAAUCUGGACUGGCCAUGUUUCUGCAGAAGAACACCACCAACAAGGAGAACAAGUUUGGCCAGCCGCUGCAGCAGCAGCCACCCGGCAUGAUGCCCCAGAUGUACGGCUACCAGGCGCAGCAGCACCAGCAGCAAUCCAAGAUGAGCUAUCCCCGCACCGGUGCCCCACUGACGCACUCGGCCUCCUUCAGCUCCGCCCAAAGGCCGACGGCCCUGCAGUUCCAUCAGCAACAUCAACAGCAGCAGCAGCAGCUGCAGCAACAGCAGCAACACCCCCAGCAGCAACAACAGCAGCAUUCCAGCUUUGGGCUGGGCAUGAUGAGUAGGAAUUACUAUAAUGUGCCCAAGCAGUCAGAGCGCAAGCCGCUGCAGACCUUCGAUCCGUAUGCCUAUCCCAAGCCGAAUCAGAUGCAGCCGGUCAAGUACCAGCAACAGCAGCAACAUCAGCAGCAGCAACCGCAUCCGCAUACGCAGUUUAUGAAUGCUUCCGCUGGAGGAGGAGGAGGUGGCGGUGGCUGUGCCGCUGGGCUUCAAUACGAUCCAAAUACAAGUACGCAAUUGUUUUACGCGUCGCCGGCGUCAUCGUCAUCGAACAAGCAACCGCAGCAACCGCAACAGCAGCAACAGCAACAGUCGCAGCUACAACAAAGCAAUUCUGUCAUAUUCAAUCACUCGGGCCAGCAACACCAAUCACAUCAACAGCAGCAGAAUGAAAUGUCCAAGUCCGCAUUGGGACUGCACUUCAUCGAGACAGCAAAGCCCGUCAUUCAAGAUGAUGCUGAUGGUCACUUAAUUUACCACACCGGAGACAUUCUCCAUCACAGAUAUAAGAUCAUGGCCACACUGGGCGAAGGAACUUUUGGACGUGUGGUCAAGGUCAAAGAUAUGGAGCGUGAUUACUGCAUGGCCUUAAAGAUUAUUAAGAACGUGGAAAAGUACCGCGAAGCUGCCAAGCUGGAAAUAAAUGCUUUGGAAAAGAUUGCCCAAAAGGAUCCGCAUUGCGAUCAUUUGUGCGUGAAAAUGAUUGACUGGUUUGAUUAUCAUGGACACAUGUGUAUAGUUUUUGAAAUGUUGGGACUCAGUGUUUUCGAUUUUUUGCGAGAGAACAACUAUGAGCCAUACCCGCUGGACCAAGUGCGCCACAUGGCCUAUCAAUUAUGCUAUUCUGUGAAAUUUCUACAUGACAAUCGUUUAACGCACACCGAUCUCAAGCCGGAGAACAUACUCUUCGUCGACUCGGAUUAUACUUCUCACUAUAAUCAUAAGAUUAACCGCGAGGUGCGCCGCGUCAAGAACACGGACGUUCGCCUGAUCGACUUUGGGUCGGCCACCUUCGACCACGAGCACCACAGCACAAUUGUCUCGACGCGACAUUACCGCGCGCCAGAGGUCAUACUGGAACUGGGGUGGUCACAGCCGUGUGACGUUUGGUCCAUUGGGUGCAUCUUGUUCGAACUGUAUCUGGGAAUCACGCUCUUCCAAACGCACGACAAUCGCGAGCACCUGGCCAUGAUGGAGCGAAUCUUGGGACAAAUACCAUAUCGCAUGGCACGCAAUCAUACUCUUUAUAGCAAAACCAAAACAAAGUACUUCUAUCAUGGUAAGUUGGAUUGGGAUGAGAAGUCCAGUGCGGGUCGCUACGUCCGUGAUCACUGCAAGCCGUUGUUCCUGUGCCAGCUGAGCGACAGUGAGGACCACUGUGAGCUCUUCAGUCUGAUCAAGAAGAUGCUGGAGUACGAGCCCUCGUCACGCAUCACGUUAGGCGAAGCCCUGCAUCAUCCUUUUUUCGACAGGCUGCCACCGCACCAUCGAGUGGGUGAGGUCAGCAACAAGCAGCCGCUUUCGUCGGGCAGCAGCAGCCGCGAAAGGUCGCACAGUCUCUCCAGAUGAGAAUUACAGCGAUUUGGUUAUUGUUGACAGACAGCGCUUAAUAAGCACUCACUCAUGCAAACAUACACUCAAGGCAGUCGUCCAGCAACGUCUUGCACCCGCCUCGUAGAGUAGACCAGCGACUUUACGACGAACCCUAUUUUAAGAGCUAAAGUCUUUUAUUCUAAAUUUUUUGAACUUGACUUGUAUAGAUGUUUAUUAUACAAAAAUCCAUUGAUCCUUAUUGAUCCAUUGUUUCCAAAUAUUUCGUGCACAUGUUGCUGUGCAUUAUAUUUAGAGCUGUGUAGCGCUAUGUUGCGCUUGUGUAUUGUACCAUACCCGCCAACAGUGUUUUGUUCUGUAAUGAUAACCAAAUCGUGUAUAAUAUUGAUAGUGCGGUGCGUCUUCCCGACACCAGAACCUAAUUGUAAAUGUCUUGCAUUGUGCACACCCCUAGGUGGAGGAGAUUAAUUGAACCGACUGCAAACCGAUUAUUGGAACAUACAAAUGUAGUUGUAAAAUAAGAAAGUCGCCUAAGCGCUAGUUGAAAUGCAUCCCCAUAUGUACACCUGUCACUGAAACGGGAGCCGACUAAUUUGUAAUUAAUGCACCAUUUCGAGAGCGUGAACUGUUAGCUAAUGCAAGCCAUUAUGUACACCGCCCACGAUACUUACGGAUACUUGUAAAUGUAAAGAGCAAUUGUUAUGCCGCCCUGUGUACACUUCAGCGAUCGCAGCGCAUUUUGUGUAAAUUCAGUAGCAGCCCCAGAGUCAUCUCUCUUAGAAUACGUUUUCAAAUGUGUAGAACUGUCGCCGGCCUGUUUUGUUCGUUUUCGUUUACAACCGAAUAUCGAAAGAUCAACCCAUUUACACAUUGCUACACACACAAACACAUACA